This is a messenger RNA of Corylus avellana, 507 nucleotides long. NCBI's taxonomy places the organism in Eukaryota, Viridiplantae, Streptophyta, Magnoliopsida, Fagales, Betulaceae. The record is from RefSeq and is a predicted model, not a curated record.
AUGGAAAGAAAUGAGAGGAAAAUAGGCAGGUCCCAAUUCAACUCCCAGGGUAGCUGCUCCACCCGGGCCCAGGCCCCUUCCCCCUCCUCCUUCACCUCCUCCGGCGGUUCUUCCUUCACCAUCGUUGCUUCCUUCGGCGGUGCUGCGUCUGCCCCUGGCUCUGGCUCCAGCGGUACUGCCUCUACCCCUAGCUCCAGCUCCGGCCGUGCUAUGUCUGCCCUUGGCUCCGGCUCCAACGGUGCUGCCUCUGCCCCUAGCUACGACUCAGGCGGUGCUACCUUUGCCCAUAGCUUUAGCUCUGGUGGUGCUGCGUCAGCCCCUAGCUCAGGCUCUGGCGGUGCUGCCUCUGUCCCUGAGUCCGGCUCCGGUGGUGCUGCCUCUGUCCCUAGCUCUAGCUUCGACGGUGCUACCUCUGCCCUUAGCUCCAGCUCUGGCGGUGCGGCGGUGCUACGUCUUCCCCCGGCUCUGGCUCCGACUAUGCUGCGUCUGCCCCUAUCUCCGGCAUAG